Cyphellophora attinorum is the source of this 564-nucleotide messenger RNA. Its product is annotated as Asparagine synthetase domain-containing protein 1. The transcript has a single exon. The record is from RefSeq and is a predicted model, not a curated record. Lineage: Eukaryota; Fungi; Ascomycota; Eurotiomycetes; Chaetothyriales; Cyphellophoraceae. Bases 1 to 564 code for a protein of 187 amino acids. Gene Ontology annotation, molecular function: asparagine synthase (glutamine-hydrolyzing) activity.
AUGGCGCUUUACUUUGCGGCAAGAGGUCACGGUCGAGCAUACUCUUCACUAUCACCAGAUGUCCGCACUGAGGACUACUCAACCACUUCGCGUGUCCUUCUAUCAGGUCUCGGCGCCGAUGAGCUUUUCGGCGGCUAUUCUCGACACGCAGCUGCAUUCGUACGGAGCGGCUUCAAAGGCCUGGCCGACGAACUCAAUCUGGACUAUCAGCGAAUAGGUCAACGUAACCUCGGCCGAGAUGAUCGCGUUAUAAGUCACUGGGGUCGAGAAACGCGUUAUCCUUUCCUCGAUGAAGACUUUGUUGCAUAUACACUGAGUUUGCCAGUGUGGGAGAAGUGUGGCUUCAGGCCGGAUCGAGCGGUCCCGAAGCAUUUCGACGGCUCGGUACGAGUCACUGAUCCUGCAAGACUUGACGCUGCGAAGAUGGCUCUACGACUGGUGGCUUGGAAACUUGGCAUGUAUCAAGUCGCUUCGGAGAAAAAGCGAGCGAUACAAUUUGGCGCCCGGACAGCGAAGAUGGAGACUGGAGCAGGGCGCCGGAAAGGCACAGAUGCGCUCGCGUAG